Dendroctonus ponderosae (mountain pine beetle) is the source of this 2712-nucleotide messenger RNA. RefSeq names its product probable ATP-dependent RNA helicase DDX20. NCBI's taxonomy places the organism in Eukaryota, Metazoa, Arthropoda, Insecta, Coleoptera, Curculionidae. The transcript has 3 exons. The record is from RefSeq and is a predicted model, not a curated record. Bases 165 to 2600 code for a protein of 811 amino acids. Gene Ontology annotation, molecular function: RNA helicase activity; ATP binding; nucleic acid binding.
UUUCCGUAAUAAAUUAAAUUUAAAUUAAACUUUUUACUCUAAAGACGAACGAAGUAGAGCAACCCUAUAACCUCAAACAUCAAACAAACUUGUUUAUAUUUAUUUUAGUCGUUUGCUUCUUUAAUCUUUAAAGCUGUAUUUUCAUCGUUCAAGAGAACAUUAAAAUGGAGAAAUACGAUAAAUUAGCUCAUUCAUUAUCAUCUAAGGAACGUUCCAGAGAUGUACUCUUAAAUGAGAAUAUUUAUUUCUCUUCACUGAUUUUGCCAGCUGAAAUUCUAAAAGCUCUAACUGAUGCUGGGUUUGAAAAGCCCUCACCCAUCCAGGUAAAAGCUUUACCAAUUGGGCGCUGCGGCCUAGACAUAAUUGUUAAAUCCAAAUCUGGGACCGGCAAAACUUUAGUAUUCGGAAUAAUUUCCUUGGAGUCAAUCAAAUUGGACAAAGCAGAGCCUCAAGUGUUGAUAUUGGCACCCACAAGAGAAAUUGCAGUUCAAAUUCAGGAUGUAAUAAGGAGCGUUGGAAAGUAUCAUAAAGGACUCUCUGUCGAAUGUUUUAUUGGAGGACUGCCGAUUAGUAACGAUAAAGCGAAAUGCAAAGGCUGCCAUAUUGCCGUUGGUACUCCAGGACGAGUUAAAGAACUAAUUUUAGGUGGAAGCCUAUCCAUUGAAUUUGUCAAGAUAUUUGUCUUAGAUGAAGCGGAUAAGUUAACAGAAGAUAGCUUCCAGAAUGACAUUAAUGAAAUUUAUAAUGCAUUGCCGGAUUAUAAGCAAAUCAUUAUGUGCAGUGCUACUUAUCCACAUGAACUGCAAAAGUUCUUAGAACAAUACAUGCGAAGUCCCGUUAUUGUCAGUGUAGAGUUAGAAACACCGUUACUGUUGGGUUUGAGGCAUUAUGUUAGAUUGCAGCAAGUGUCUUCAAAUAUAGUUGUAGUAACAACCGCAAAAAAUCAGGAACUGUUGAAAAUACUUUCCGCCGUUCCAUUUGUCCAAUGUGUAAUUUUUGCCAACUAUCAAAACCGAGCUGAGACUUUAAGCUAUCUAUUAAACAAAAAUGGGUGGAAUUCAAUUUAUAUGUCGGCGGCACAGAAGCAGAUUGAUCGACUAAGUUCUUUCGCAGAUUUUAAAAAUGUCAAGCAUAGAAUUUUAGUAACUACGGAUCUAUCUUCUCGUGGUAUUGACGCUCCCAAUUUAGAUUUGGUAAUAAAUUAUGAUAUUCCUGCAAGUGCCACAACUUAUCUACAUCGGAUGGGUCGUGCUGGGCGUUACGGCUCAACCGGCAAUUGUAUUAAUAUGGCUUUUACCAGCCAAGAAACUUUAUUAUUACAAACAAUCUUAGGAUUUAUUGGCGGAGAACAUCUAUCUAUUCCUAUUUUGAACGAUCGAUAUGUAUUAGACAUGAAUGCCAUUCCAAAGGAUAGGUAUUUGUUUGGCAUUGUUAAAGAUACAGCCUUCUAUAACAAUGAAGUUACUCAAAUCAGGACUUGUUUAGUCGAAAACUAUAAAGAGAAAAGUGUCAAAAAUAAAAAAAAAUCAAAACCAGCAUCGAAUAAACAAAUUGCUGUGCCGGAUAAUGUUGUCGAAUCAAAAAUAAGUAAAGACGUACAUUCGACAUUAAAUCAGCUUGCUUCUGGUUGCUUUGAAUCGAACGAAUCUCCAUCCUCAUCCGCACAAGUUGUAAAUAAUAAUAUGCUUAACAUAGAUCCUCGGCCUGAAACGUCCCUAAAGCAGCAGCAACAUGCAUUACCAAAUCAGAAAGUGCCAAGUCCUAGCUUGCUAUUAAAGCAGAUAGCAGAAGGAGGCGAUGUUAGUAGUAACUCUUCCUCAAAUACCAGCAAAGACAAGAUAUUUGCCACUAAUAAAGCUUUAGUAAAUGUGGCUAAGAUGUUAUGCGACAUAGAAGUUUCCAGCGAAGAUUAUACUGACUUAGAGACUUACCUUUGUUCAAAUAAAAGGCAAGAGAAUUUAGAAUCCAAACCUGAUCAAACAAAUGGACUGGGCCAAGGCAUUUGCUUAGAAAAUAUAUUUGGAUUAGCCUACAAGUCUCAAAUAUCAGCAGCGGAGGAAAGGUGGCAAAACUAUCUAUCAGAUGAAGAAAAAAAGAAAUUGUCACCGGAAUACCAAGAAGCAAUGAAUAUAUCAGAGGACUCUGGGAAUCAGGAUGAAAAUCCCGAUAAUCAGAGCUAUGAUGAAGACUACGAUUUUGAGGUAGAGAAGGAAAUACAAGUUAACUGUGAGGUAGAUGUGGAUGAUUAUAGUUUUAUGAAAUGGAUACCCGUUGAACCACAGAAGACAGCAUCCGAAGCUGUGCAAAGCAAUAGUGGCCAAGAAGUGGCUUUACAAUCAACUGCUAGGAUUAAUACGUGUGAAGUACCAAUGAGUACAAGGAGUUACGAUCCAGUUUCAAACGAACAUACUCAUUAUCACAAUCAGUACAGUCAGUAUUUUAAUCAUAGCAGUUCAAAUUUGUGGCAGAACGGAUUAAGGUUUCAAACGAUUGAGAGUUUUGAUCAAUGGUUUUAUAAUGAUUGGGAACAGCAGCUGGCCACAGUCAGAAACUUUGUUCAAAAUAAAAUUUACGUGGAAGAAAUGUCUCAUCAUGACUGAAUCGUUUUUACUUAUUUUUUACAUGCGUGUAUAUAAUUUUAAGAUUAGUGUUUACAUAAUAUGAUAAGAUGGAAAUGAAAUGCUCUUUUAUCAAAAUAAAAUGUUUUUCUAA